AGCGAGAGAGGGAGGACGGUGAUGAUGAUGAUGCUGCCGGUGGAAAAUGGCUGCUGCAUCCUCGAGCCCAUCCGAAACCCUAUGAAGGUGGACAGAGAAAGACAAGAAAAUGAGAGCAACGAGCGCAAGGAGUGAGUGAAAGAGAGACCGUGUGCGUGCGUAUGUGAGCGAGAGUGUGAGGACGCGCGCGCGCGUGUGUGUGUGUGUGAGUGUGAGAACGCGCGCGCGCGCGCGAGUGUGUGUGUUCGGUAAGAAGGGGAAUAAAAAAGACGAGAGACCGGGGGGCAGCCAGCUCGAAGCGGCGGGCAACACCGAGCCAUGGAGGGCGAUGUGCGUGUCCGAGCGGUGGUGAUGACACGUGACGAUUCUAGCGGUGGCUGGGUGCCCCUUGGAGGUGGCGGCCUCAGUCAUGUGAUCAUAUGUAAGGGGCGGAGCUCUGAAGGUCGUGGGCGGAGAGAGUACGUCAUACGUGGAGAACGGCUACGCGAUCGAGCACCUGUGCUGGAAUGCGCCAUUCAAAAGGGUCUGGUCUACAACAAGGUGAACCCCAUCUUCCAUCACUGGCGUGUGGAGGAGAGGAAGUUUGGUCUGACCUUCCAGAGUCCAGCUGACGCCAUCUCCUUCGAGAGGGGGCUUCAAAGUGUCCUUGAAAAGCUGGACAGAGGAUCUGACUCGCCAUCCUCCUCGACACCUGAAGAGGGAGACACUGAGGAUGACGGUCAAGCAUCUCAUACAGGGAGUGAGUCGUCAUCCAACAGCAGAAAAGAGAUGCUGCCCAAACCCAUUACCAUUGUGACCAGUGAGUCCUCCUCCACCUGUUUUGUGCGCUCCACCGAGGAGUUUGCGUAUGGGACAGGGCACGCCUGCACGACGCAGACCCCGGCCCAGAUCCACACCCGACCUGCCCAGCACCAGCUCACCCAAGUUACCGCCGUUUUGAACCCUCCGGCGCCCCCUCCGCCUCCUCCAGCUCCCCCGACCCCCCCCAUAGUGCCCCCUGCCUCCUCCCCCCUCUCUCCACUCUCGCCCACCAUCUCCCUGCUGGAGGAAGGGGACCUCCGCAGCCUCGACCCCUGCAAGGACCUGUGGGGUACGCGCGGCUACGAGGACUACCGCCGUGCCGGUGCUACACGGACCAAGGUGGGCGGGCUGACGGGGGGCGUGGUGGUGGGCGGUGCCCAGGACAAGUCGGAGCUUUGCGUGGUGCGCUUCGAGAAGGAACUGGCCGGUGUGGGCACCACGGGCUGUGAGGUCACCGUCAUGCUGGACACCAAAGGCUCUCAGCUCAACUCUUCGCCCACCUGCAUGCCCAACGCCGUGCCGGGAGUGCCGUCGGCCAGCGGCUCCCCGCAGGAGACGGGCAAAAGCUCGCCCUCGCCCUCGCCCUGCUGCAUCCACACCUCGCUCGCCACGCCCCGCUCUCGGACUCGCAAGCGAGGGGCCGGCGGAGGGGAAGCCAUCUCGCCCGACGACGACAGCUCAUGUCCGCAGGGCUCCUCCUCCUGUUCGUCGCGCUGCGUGUACUGCCGCUCCGUCUUCAGCGCCUCCGAGAACGGACGGGGCCGCUGCCGGGACGCUCCUGAUCCGGCGCUACACUGCCUGCGCCAGUGGACGUGUGUGUGGUGCGCGGAGAGCCUGCUCUACCACUGCAUGUCGGACUCCGAGGGCGAGUUCUGGGAGCCGUGCUCGUGCGAGGACUCGAUGGGCGGCCGGCCGCACACGCUGUGCUGCGCCCGCUGGAUGGUGCUGUUGGCGCUGUCUCUUUUCGUGCCCUGCAUGUGCUGCUACCUGCCCCUGCGCGCAUGCCUGCGCUGUGGGGAGAGAUGCGGCUGCUGCGGAGGAAAGCACAAGGCCGUGCGAUGAGGCCUGACCGGGGGGAGGGCGUGUGGGCGGGGCUUAUUGUGACGGGACGGGAGCACAAAAACGUUGUCGUCGUUCGAGGAACAGCCGUAGAGCCAGAUCUCCUACAUAAACCUUCACGAUAAUAUCCCCUCGCCCCCUCCGAGGCCGUCUGCUGCAUUCCGCUCUUUCUAUUCUCUGCUCGGACCCUUCACGCUCGUACCGGCGGUGGGUGCAUGGGUUCGGGGAGAUCGCUCUCUGAUUUGCUGGUCGUUGGGGUCAGGGGUCGUCUCCGGGAGGUGGGGAAUGAAUGGGGAUCAGUGACGUGUAAACAAUUGUUAGUUUUUUUUUUCUCUUGGGUUUUAUUUUUUAUUUAAUUAUGGAGAAAAUAUGAGAUGAAAAAUGUUUAUAGCUAUGGUUAUCAGACCUUUUUUUGAGUAUCUAAUUUUACUUGAACUAUUGAAAGAUAUUUUUUUGCAAUUGAUUUAACGAAUACACUCCCCUUGUACCUCUAAGUUACUGAGUUUUACCUCAAAGUCCAGAGGAGAGCAAGGCAGAUAGACUUAUUUCGGGGACUGUGUGCUGUGGUGAGGUUUUGUAUAUGGUCUUUGCGGUAGGUUUUUCACGCACGUUCAGCCACAACAUAUUUGUGAAGGAGAACAUGUUGAUGUCGUAUCACUUUUAGUUGUUUGAGAACAGGGAACGUGAACGGUCUGAUCGAGGGCAGUUUCACCAAAACCACCACUUUCACCACAUACAUGCUCAUUCUUCUGUCAAGAGAGUAUAGUUGUAUUGAACUUGCCAGCAACCAAGAAUGUUGCCUAUAUUUGAAGUACAGACCAAAAACGUGGAGAUAAUCUAGACGUGAAUCUGCCGAACAUUUGCACAGCAAAUGUGAACCGAGGCCUUGAAAUGUAGUUGUACACGCCACCAAAAAUACAGUGCAAUUAGUUAUUAGUAAGAAGUAAAGAAUAAAAGAGCAAAGGCUUGUUGUGUGUGACACAACAUUUUAACUUUAUCUGUCCAUAUGGCAACAAGAGAAGUACUCAAUUGUUAACUAUAACGAGUUACAGCGCACCUCACGUGUGCUUUUGGGCCGUCGCACCGUGUCCUAAACAGAGCAACGAAGUGACAGGACAUUUUGUCUGGGUAGCCCCGCCCACAGUGAAAUCCCAUUGGCUGGCUGUGACUGUGUUACAGUAUAGAAUUUUGUUUUCACUGUGGACGGGCAAAUGACAUGACACUGAAAACUUCGUUGCAAGAAUUUAAACCAAUCAGUUCAAACACUGCCUGGCAUAACUGUUUGGACCUCAAAGUGUUAAGAAACAUUGCUUUAAAUAUCUCGAAGCUGCUAUUUCAACUCCCCUACACUUGUCUUACCUCGCUGCUAGUAAUGAGGAGUUAGGGAUUCACAGCCCUGUAGUCAAUGUUUGAGUUAGGAAGACAACGCCUCUAAAUUAUGAUAUCUAUGAUGGGGAAGAACUAACGUCCAAACUCCAAGAGGUUUCUCCAUCAAUGUUGUAUUAACUGCUCAUUAGAGUCACUUUAAAAGAAAAGGGUUUUACAGCAAGAUGAACCACUGGACCAUUCGAUCUACACACAUGCAUUGUAUUUCAUUGUCCAUCUGGACUCAUUUCAGUCCAUUUUCGAAGACGUGAAACAUUCUCUCUCACUCACACACACACACACACUCACUCUUUAUGGGCAGAAUAUUAGACAUGAGUAGAGAAACACAAAAAGACCCAAAAAUAGCACUGGAAAAAAGAGAACUUUGCGAGAUGAGACCACCCUUGAGGGCCCUAGUCAUACAUCCUAUUAAUAAAUGUGCCUUUUGAUUUAUUUAACCAAUAACCUAUAAUUUCUAAGUAACGACGUACCUAAAUACUCAUUUUCUUUUCCAGGUUGUUUAUUUCUGCCAAUGUGCAUAUUUUAAUAUGUAUGUGUCUAUUAGUUUGAAAAGUAAUCAAUGGAAAAUAUUACCUGUUUAUAUAUUUAUUGAGAUAUUUAUUCUAAUUCUUUAUUUAUUUUUGGAGACGGGUUUUUAUUUUCUGUGCUGUCUUACUUCUCUGACUUUGUGCCAAUUUGCUGCUUUGAGGUGUUACAUAUCGUGGGUUUGUAUCAUUAAUUAAACCCUAACUCUAUAUUUUAAUGAAAAAAGUUUGCACUCUGAAUCGUGUUUACAUGUGUUUAUGUACUCUAAUUGUGGGACGGCAUCAUUCAGCAUUCACUCAUAACCACAAUAUCAGUCUGGUGUAUUAGAGCACAAGACAGCAAUAGUGCAUUGUGCUCCAUUCAAACAUCCAGUUGGAAUAGGCCAAAUUUCAUGAAGAAAUGUCUAGGUCAUAUUUCUCCCUAUUUUCAAAGGAAACACCUAAGAAUUUAUAUUUUGCAUAAAGAAAAGUAAAUUAAUAUUUUCAGGACAAUAAUCCCCCAAAAAACAAAACAAAAUUCUGUGCAGACAAUAUUUUCAAUAUCAAUAAAAAUGAAAUUAAAAUCUGUGUAUUAUUAUAUUUAACAAACACUACUUAUAUACUCAUGUAAUUUAAAUAAUUGCAUUAUUAAUUUGUAUUAUAGUGGUCCAAAUUACAGACUACAGAGAACUGGGAGGAGGAUGUGCUUGGUUGUCACGAAAAUAAUGUUAAAAAAAAAAAAAAAUCUUGAAAUAAGAGCCAGACGAUUUCUGACAGUUGUGUUUGAU
Onychostoma macrolepis is the source of this 4537-nucleotide messenger RNA. RefSeq names its product sprouty related EVH1 domain containing 3 (gene spred3). Gene Ontology annotation, cellular component: membrane. The coding region runs from base 319 to 1863 and encodes 514 amino acids. Gene Ontology annotation, molecular function: protein kinase binding. The transcript has 6 exons. Lineage: Eukaryota; Metazoa; Chordata; Actinopteri; Cypriniformes; Cyprinidae. Gene Ontology annotation, biological process: multicellular organism development; negative regulation of MAPK cascade. The record is from RefSeq and is a predicted model, not a curated record.